Messenger RNA from Lolium perenne, 1236 nucleotides. RefSeq lists its product as uncharacterized. The record is from RefSeq and is a predicted model, not a curated record. Lineage: Eukaryota; Viridiplantae; Streptophyta; Magnoliopsida; Poales; Poaceae. Gene Ontology annotation, molecular function: DNA binding.
UAAGAUAGAAAAAAAACUGAAAGCUCGACCGGACGGCGGCUGGGCGGCUCGGCACGAAGAAACCCUAGGGCAGAGCACGACCAGCUGGCGAACGGCGAGGUCGGCGGCGCCAGCAAGGGCGCGCGGGCGCCGCACUUCUCCGGCCGUCAGGGCUCCAGCCUUCUGUCAAGGUCGGCUGGCCCCACCGUCACAACCCGACUCCUCGUGGGUUCAGCACUCCGGCUCCACCCCGCCUCACCCAGUCGCGGGCGUGCCGGCAGCACCUCCGAUCCGUGCGAGCACAGGCCCUCGCCGUCGCAGAGGCACCGCUACCGCGGCUAAGCCCUAGGCUGUUUUGAGCUAAAUCUAAGGACAACUGGUGCAAUUCAGGCCAUGGAGGAAGUUCAAGACAUGCAAGAGUCAGAGACUGCAUCUGUUGUCAAAGUACCUAGAGAGCCUGCCAUCAUUAUCAAUGGUGUCCCAGAAUUGCCUCCUGAUUGCCCGUCUGGUUCACAACCUGCAGUAAGAGAUGCCCCAGGAUCUCAAGUCGAUCCUCGCUUUGGUGAAUGGCUAGAAGGGCGGAAAGUGAGAAAGCUCUUUGGAGAUAAGUAUUAUGUGGGGAAAGUUGUCAAGUAUGAAAGUCAAAGCAAUUGGUACAAUGUUGUCUAUGAAGAUGGAGACCAGGAAGAUCUUGAGUGGGCCGAACUGGAGGAGAUCCUACUACCAUUGGACAUAACCAUUCCACUCAAAACACUUGUUAUGGACAAAUGCAAACGUCAGAGUGCAGUUCCUGACUACAAACCUAAGGUGGGCAGGCCCAAAAAAGUUUAUGCUAUGUUAGAAGGCGCAAGGAAUGAAACAUCAGGUACGGUUCCAUUACCCCAAGGAACUAGUGUUGCGAGCAAUCAGACCAUGGUUGUAGCAGUGAAUGACCAAAAGUCAAACAACGUACUAGGGUUGCUUCAGGUGUCUGCAUCAAAUGAUGUCACGAGUGCAUCAGCAUCAACAGGAGAAAAUGCUCAAGUAUGUCUGAAGUCUAGUGAUCAACCUAGAAAGAGGGGCAGGCCUCGAAAGGAUAGAACUAUCUCAAGUGAUAUUCAACCUAAAAAAAGAGGUAGGCCUCCAAAAAAGAGCAGUAUGCCUGGAGAUCCUCGGAAUAGUGUUCAUAAGCGAAAUGCACAGACAAUUAGACAAGAAAAACUGAAGAGAGAAAACAUGCGCGUGCAAGGAGCAACACCUGGAGCUCAAUUAUUCUAA